UCCUAUAUAAACAAAUGCAGAAACAUUUAUAAAUUUAAAAGGGUGAUUUUUUAGACUAGUGAUCAGGGGCGUCACCAAAGAAAUGGCCAUGAACAAAUGUGUGAACUCACCAUUCAGGCCAAUAGAAUUGUCUAUUGCACCGGUUGGUAUGAAAUCAUUGGUGAAGAUGAAGAGAAGCAUUUUGAGGCCAAGGGUGGUGAUCAUGGCUACGAAAGAACCGGUGAUCGAUGGCCUGACUGAUGAAAUGAACGAUAUUGCCAUAAGGAACUUGGACUUUGCGCCUUCUCGGAGACUUGUUCGUUCUGUUUUUGCUGAGGUUCAACAGCAGCUUGAUCAUUGCUUGUUUAAGAUGGCUCCUCCUGGAAUUAGAACAGAGGAGUGGUAUGAGAUAAAUUCGAAGGAUCAAGAAAUAUUCUGCAAAAGUUGGUUGCCGGGGCCUGAUGUUCAGCUUAAGGGAGCUUUGUGUUUCUGUCAUGGAUAUGGUGAUACAUGCACUUUUUUCUUCGAAGGUGUUGCGAAGCAAAUUGCAGCAAGUGGAUAUGCUGUUUAUGCAAUAGAUCAUCCUGGUUUCGGUCUUUCAGAAGGACUACAUGGUUAUGUAUAUAGUUUUGAAGAUAUAGUUGACAACGUCAUUGAACAAUUCACGAUCAUCAAAGGAAGGCCUGAGAUACGGGGGUUACCACACUUUUUAUUGGGUCAGUCCAUGGGUGGAGCAGUUGCUAUCAAGGCUCUACUGAAGGAACCACAACAAUGGGAUGGACUAGUUCUUGUGGCUCCGAUGUGUAAGAUUGCAGAGGACGUGAUGCCUCCAGCACCCAUCGCUAAUGCAUUGAUUAUGUUAGCAAAAGUUCUUCCGAAAGCUAAGCUUGUACCUCAACAAGAUUUAGCUGAGCUAGCAUUCAGAGACUUAAAUAAAAGGAAACUGGCAUCAUAUAACGUGAUCUGUUACAAUGACCAAACAAGACUGAGGACUGCUGUAGAAUUGCUGAACGCUACAAAAGAUAUUGAAUCACAGCUCGACAAGAUCAAUUCCCCACUGCUUAUUCUUCACGGAGCUGCUGACAAGAUUACGGACCCGAAGAUAAGUGAGUUUCUUUAUGAAAAGGCAUCCAGUGAGGAUAAAACCUUGAAGCUUUAUAAGGAUGGAUACCAUUGCAUUCUAGAAGGAGAACCGGACGAAAUAAUUUUCACAGUUAUUCAAGACAUUAUCACUUGGCUUGAUUCUCAAUGUUCUGUCCAUAAAGAGUCACUCCAAGUUGCCAAGUGCUCAGAAUCCUAGUUUCACAAGCUUAUUUUAGUUCUUACAAUAGUAGAGCAGAUUUCUUUCAUUGGGUAGUCAAAAUUAGUUUACAAGCCCAUAACCAUGAUCGUAUAAACGGUGAAUCGGAACUAAGCGGUUAAUCUGCGGAUUGAGAAUUUACAUAAAUUUAUUGGAGAUUUUUGAAUGAA
Daucus carota subsp. sativus is the source of this 1449-nucleotide messenger RNA. RefSeq names its product caffeoylshikimate esterase. Gene Ontology annotation, molecular function: lipase activity. Bases 83 to 1279 code for a protein of 398 amino acids. Lineage: Eukaryota; Viridiplantae; Streptophyta; Magnoliopsida; Apiales; Apiaceae. The transcript has 8 exons. Gene Ontology annotation, cellular component: membrane. The record is from RefSeq and is a predicted model, not a curated record.